AUAACUUUGGUAUAAUGAAUAAAUAGUCCCUUGAUAGUAUCGACAAACCGACAAAACGAUAUUUACCACCAAACUGUUAAUAACAUUUAGCUACAUGUUAAACCUGUGCCGCUGUUAAUAUUGUAAACAAAAAUCUAACCUAGCGGAAAUAUUACUUAAUUAGAAUUAUUCACACAUAAUCAUGUCCAGCAACAUUGCACGCAACAGCUACAAGCUUUUUGUUGGAAAUCUGCCAUGGACAAUCAGCAGCAAGGAGCUAAAAUCAUAUUUCUCACGGUUCGGCCAUGUGGCCAAUGCCGAAGUGGUCUUCGAUAAGCAAUUGGGACUGUCGAAAUACUAUGGUUUUGUGAUCUUUAGCCAGCGUGAUGCCUUUAAUAGCGCCAGCAAUCAAAACACACAUUUUCUGGAAGGUCGCGUACUCAAUGUGCAACGGGCAACUGCAACCCAAUAAAAUGCUUACAUAUAUGUAUAUACACACAA
Molecule: messenger RNA, 480 nt
Organism: Drosophila albomicans
Lineage: Eukaryota; Metazoa; Arthropoda; Insecta; Diptera; Drosophilidae
Gene: SLIRP2
Product: SRA stem-loop-interacting RNA-binding protein, mitochondrial
Exons: 1
Coding region: 182-451 (89 amino acids)
Molecular function (GO): mRNA binding
Source: RefSeq, a predicted model, not a curated record